AUGCCGGAAUAUCUCGACCUACCCGUCUUGCCCGCUGAUAUCGCCUUCGGUCUGGUGGCCGAUUACGAGGCAGACCAACAUCCUCAGAAGGUUUCCCUGGUAGCUGGGGCCUACCGCGAUGCGAAAGGAUUACCCUGGAUCCUCCCCAGCGUGAAGCAAGCCAAAGAGCGCAUCGCCGCCGAUCCCGCCUCCAACCACGAGUAUCUCGGCAUCGCCGGGUCCCCGACAUACCUGGAACUGGCCAAAUCGCUCGUCUUCGGAUCUGAGCUGACGGGAAGCCGCAACAUCGCCAGUAUCCAGACGGUGUCGGGCACGGGCGCCAACCACGUCGGGGCGCUCUUUCUGGCGCAGUCCCUCAAGCCGUCGCAGGUGUUCAUCCCCGACCCGACCUGGCUCAACCACAAGACCAUCUGGACGCAGGCCGGCCCUCACGUCGUCCAGAAAGAGUACCCCUAUUACUCGGCGGACAGGCGCGCGAUCGACUUUGACGACAUGAUAUCGACGCUCGAGACGCAGGCCCAGCCACGCGACGUAGUGAUCCUGCAGGCGUGUGCGCAUAAUCCCACGGGACUAGAUCUCUCGCGUGACCAGUGGCGCCAAGUGGCGGACGUGGUGGCGCGCAAGAAACUCUUCGCUCUGUUCGAUAGUGCCUAUCAAGGGUUUGCCACGGGUGACGUGGAAGCGGACGUGUGGUCGGUGCGCUACUUUACGGAGAGGCUGUUCGCCGGGCAGGAGGAUCAUCCGGGACUGUGCGUGGCGCAGUCGUUCUCGAAGAAUUUCGGACUGUACGGGGAGAGGGUGGGAGCGCUGCAUUUGGUGACGCCCGCAAACCUUUCCCUGCACGGGGCAAGAUCGCAUCUGUCGCUGAUGGCUCGCGCGGAGUAUUCGAAUCCGCCCCGAUUCGGAUCUCGGAUUGUAGAGACGGUGCUGGGGGAUGAGGAGCUCAGGGCCCAGUGGCGGCAGGAUUUGGACACGAUGAGCGCGAGGAUCCGGGGGAUACGCGGGCAGCUACGCCGGAAGUUGGAGGCGUUGGGAACGCCGGGGGACUGGUCUCAUAUCGAGGAGCAAAUCGGCAUGUUCAGUUACACAGGCCUCAAGAAGGAGCAGGUCGAGCGGUUGAAGACUGAGUACCAUGUGUAUCUGCUGCCGUCUGGUAGGGCCAGUCUCUGCGGGCUGAACGAAGACAACGUCGAGUAUGUGGCUCGGGCGAUCAGCGACGUUGUCAGGCGAUCGGGGUAA
Molecule: messenger RNA, 1239 nt
Organism: Aspergillus steynii IBT 23096
Lineage: Eukaryota; Fungi; Ascomycota; Eurotiomycetes; Eurotiales; Aspergillaceae
Product: aspartate aminotransferase/Glutamic oxaloacetic transaminase
Exons: 2
Coding region: 1-1239 (412 amino acids)
Biological process (GO): L-aspartate biosynthetic process
Cellular component (GO): cytosol
Molecular function (GO): L-aspartate:2-oxoglutarate transaminase activity; pyridoxal phosphate binding
Source: RefSeq, a predicted model, not a curated record